Messenger RNA from Aspergillus uvarum CBS 121591, 2379 nucleotides. RefSeq names its product bifunctional farnesyl-diphosphate farnesyltransferase/squalene synthase (gene erg9). The transcript is spliced from 6 exons. The record is from RefSeq and is a predicted model, not a curated record. Lineage: Eukaryota; Fungi; Ascomycota; Eurotiomycetes; Eurotiales; Aspergillaceae. Gene Ontology annotation, cellular component: endoplasmic reticulum membrane. The coding region runs from base 358 to 2379 and encodes 673 amino acids. Gene Ontology annotation, biological process: farnesyl diphosphate metabolic process; ergosterol biosynthetic process. Gene Ontology annotation, molecular function: squalene synthase [NAD(P)H] activity.
UUUUUUACGCCCAAUUUAAUUUCCUCCUCCUCUCUGUCUCUCUCUCUCUCUCUCUCCCUCUCCAUCCUCCUCUCCAUACUUUCCCUUUCGCCUCCCUCCUUCCUCCCGUGUUUCCCCUCCACUUCCGUCUCAUCUUCUCCGCGUCCCCUUGGCUACUGAGGCUGUUUGGCUCAUAGCUGUCUGUACAUUCUUGUACCACGAUUGUCAUUUCAAUCUUCUGGGUUCCCGUUGAUUCGGUCACUUGAUUCACUACUGUUUAUCCUGCGUCUGCCGUUGACCCUAUAAUAAUUCCUACCUCACGUUGUCAAUCUGGCUUUUCACCCGUCGUAAUACCCCGUCGUUUUUCCAGUUUACACAAUGGGCCUCGCUUCGAACAUCUUCUACUACACCUUUCACCCCUCAGAAUUGAGGUCGAUAGUGCAAUGGAAAGUCUGGCACUCACCCGUUCACGAACGCAAUGAGAAGGACGAGACCGAAACCCAGAAGGCCUGCUUCAAGUUCCUCGACUUGACCAGUCGCAGUUUCAGCGCCGUCAUCAAGGAGUUACAUCCCGAGUUGCUGCUGCCGGUCUGCAUUUUCUAUCUGGUCCUGCGCGGCUUGGACACCAUCGAAGAUGACACCUCGAUUCCCCUGGAGACCAAGGAGCCUCUCCUCCGCGGCUUCAAGGAUUUCCUCGAGCAGGAUGGCUGGACCUUCACCGGCAACCGCCCCGAGGAGAAGGACCGUGAGCUGCUGGUUCAGUUUCACAACGUCAUCACUGAGUUCAAGAACAUGAAGCCGGCCUAUCAGGCGAUCGUGAAGGACAUCACCGACAAGAUGGGCAACGGCAUGGCCGACUACUGCCGGAAAGCGGAAUUCGAGGACACCAGCGUCAAGACCACGGCCGAGUACGAUGAAUACUGCUGGUACGUGGCUGGCCUGGUGGGAGAAGGCUUGACGCGUCUGUUUGUCGAAGCCGAGUUUGCCAACCCGGCUCUCUUGGAGCGCACCCGUCUGCACAAGUCAAUGGGUCUUUUCCUGCAGAAGACCAACAUCAUCCGUGACGUCCGAGAGGACAAUGAUGAUAAGCGUCGCUUCUGGCCCAAAGAAAUUUGGUCGAAGCACGUCACUGACUUUGAUGAUCUGUUCAAGCCAGAGCAUCGUGAGGCAGCGCUUAAUUGCGGCUCCGAGAUGGUCUUGAACGCAUUGAAACAUGUGGAAGACUGCCUGUUCUAUCUGGCUGGUCUCCGGGAGCAGAGUAUCUUCAACUUCUGUGCCAUCCCGCAGGCUAUGGCUAUUGCCACCCUGGAGCUGUGCUUCCGCAACCCGGCGAUUUUCGAAAGAAACAUCAAGAUCACUAAGGGUGAGGCGUGCAAGCUCAUGUUCGAAUCCACCCAGAACCUGCGGGUGCUGAGUGACACUUUCCGUGUCUACGCCCGACGGAUCCACAAGAAGAACACUCCGAAGGAUCCCAACUUCAUGAAGAUCAGUCUGGUCUGCGGACGGAUUGAGAAGUGGAUUGAGACGAUCUUCCCUACUCAGUCGGCUGAGGUGGCCAAGCGUCGCAUCACCGGCGAGAUGACUGAGGCGGAGCGGAAGAAGAGAGAGGAGGAGGCUGACACGCGCCAGGAUGUGUGCUUUAUGAUGGGCCUCAUGUUGGUAAUUGUGGUCAUCGUCUCGGUUGUUAUGGUAUGGGGUAUAUUUGCACUAUUGUUUGACGAUAGAAGUCAAGAUCUGGUCCAACUUGUCGUUCAUGCUUCGAACUCCUUUUUCAGGCUUGCCAUCUCGUGUUCUGUGUCCAUAUCUAAAUGGUGUGCUCCUUAUCGACGGAUAGCCACCAUGCCGCCUGCUGCGCAACCUACCCCCGAUUCUGCUGCGGGAGCGGAAGCGAAGGAGGAGGAGGCAGCCCUCCCGCCGCUCUCCGCUAAGGAGUUUCGGGUCUACAAUCGGUUGGCGGAGCAUAUGGAUCAGUUUCACACCCACUUCCGCCAAACCUACGCAGCGCUCACAACGGCAUGCGACCCCACCAAAAAGUCAAAACUGCCCCCCAAAGCCCUCAUCACGCUGGGCCUCGAAUUCUGCCACCACCUCACGAUGCACCACACCAUCGAGGAGCGGCACAUCUUCCCCGUGCUGGCGCGCCGGAUGCCCGAGUUCCGGCGCGAGCUGAGUCUCAUCUCCCAGCAUAAGGUGAUCCACAAGGGGAUGGAUGCGUUGGAGGCGUAUCUGGAGGGGUGUCGGCGGGGCGAGCUGGACUUGGAGCGGGGGGAGGUGAGGCGGUUGUUGGAGGGGUUUGGGGGGGUGUUGUUUGAGCACCUCGAUGAAGAGGUGGAGGCCUUGCGGGCGGAGAAUAUGAGGCGGUAUUGGAGUGAGAGGGAGAUGGGGGGGUUGCCGAUGUGA